Austrofundulus limnaeus is the source of this 7355-nucleotide messenger RNA. RefSeq names its product UTP20 small subunit processome component (gene utp20). The record is from RefSeq and is a predicted model, not a curated record. Lineage: Eukaryota; Metazoa; Chordata; Actinopteri; Cyprinodontiformes; Rivulidae. Gene Ontology annotation, cellular component: small-subunit processome; 90S preribosome; nucleolus.
GGCUGCUCUCUGAUUUCGGCGUGUGUGUAAAUAGUUGCAAAAUUUAUUGUAGAAUACGUAGUUUAAAGCAUAAAUUUGCGGUUUUAUGACUCCAUUUAGGCGUGAGACUGGUUUCGGAAUAAAUUAAAGUUGUUUGUAAGUCACGAAGCCGACAUGAAAAUCAAAUGCAAGUCGUCGUAUCACAAAUCUGAGAACACAUACAGGUUUCUCACUUUUGCUGAAAGACUCUCUAAUGUCAACAUUGAUGUCAUCCAUCGGAUUGACAGAACCGGGUCUUACGCAGAGGAAGUAGAAACAUACUUCUCAGAAGGACUAACAAAAUGGAGAGAUCUCAACCUUACAGAGCAUUUCACGACAUUUUUGAAAGAGGUCAUCAACAAGAGCCAGUCGUUCAACAUGCUGGUUUUCCAUCAGAAGGACAUAGUGGAGAGUCUGAAGACACAUCUGGCUGUGAAGGACAGUUUGGCUUUCCAACCCUUGCUGGACCUGGUGGUGCAGCUGGCCCGAGACCURCAGACGGACUUUUACCCACACUUCCCCGACUUCUUCCUCCUGAUCACGUCGCUGCUGGACACCAAGGACACGGAGCUGCUGGAGUGGGCUUUCACCUCGCUGUCCUACAUCUUCAAGUACCUGUGGAGGCUCAUGGUGAAGGACAUGAGCAACGUGUACAGUUUGUACAGCACCAUGCUGGCGCACAAGAAGGAACACAUCUGCAAGUUUGCAGCUGAGAGUUUUUCUUUUUUGAUGAGAAAGGUUCCAGAUCUCGACGCCCUGCUGGGCCUCAUGUUCUCGGGCCUGGAGCAGAACUCUGACGAGGYGGAGGGAGCGGGUCAGCUGCUGUUCGAGAUGUGCCGAGGGGUUCGRAAAAUGUUCCACUCCUGCGCCGCGGCCGUUCUUCCUGUCAUGUUGCGUAAGCUUGGCCCGACGACCUGCCGUGAGCUCUGUUUACCAUGGAACGCCGUCCGGGACGCUCUGGACCACAUGGCCCAGGCGGCGGCUGAGUACGUCGACAAAGAGCACUUCCUGGUUUGGUGGGAGUCCCUUCAGGUUGUCGUGGAGGAGGUCCUGGCCGUCGUGGAGAGGAAGGGAGAAGAUGGAAAGGAGGCGAUGGAGCAGCUGGAGAGGCUGCUGUUCAUCUUCCACACCCUGGCGUCCCACAGGGGCGGAGCUAAAGUCACUAAACCGGAGCUGGUCUGCCAGGUGGCUCUGCGGCUGAUUGACAGCUCGUCUUUGUCCUCCUCCUGCUCCCGCCUCCUCCUCCAGAUCACCUCCUCGCUGCUCCUCGGGGAGAACAUCAGCCUCCCCGAGGAGCUCGUUCAGAAAACCAUCCAAAAGGUGUUUAACAGCAAGCUGGAGGCGGAGCUUAUUCUGGAGUUCACCAAGGAGAUGUUCACCAUGAACCGGUUUGAGCAGAUCUUCCUCCCCAGCCUGCUGCGCUUCACCGCCGGGUUGUUGGAGCGCUGUGGCGACGCCCCGCAUCGCCACUGCGCUCUGGACGCGCUCGUCAGUCUGAUCCUCGCCAAAGCCCCGCCCCCUACCGUCGGCUCCAUGGCCUUCGAAACGUACCCACUUCUCUACACGGGGCAGACUGCAGGCAGCAACAAGACGAGCGGGUCGGUACCAGAGCUGGUUCUGUCUCUGAUCAGACUUCCAGAGGAGUCGGCCAUCACUGACCUGUCGCUGCCUUGGACCGCGCUGGUUCUGCUGCCGCACCUCCGACCUCUGUCUGCAUCUGAUGUCGUUCCCGUGGUGACGUCUUUCCUCACUCGUCUGCUGCAGGACAUCGAUGAGGACAGAAUGGGACGAGCUGCUCUGUUCGUGGCCCGACAGGCUCUGAGCUGCCUCCUGUCUCUGGACGGCUCCRUCCUGGUCCCCGUGGACCGGAUCAACUCUGUCCUGCGGAAGUUUCCCACGGACCUGUCGGCCCUGCUGCUCGGAGACUUGUUCUACACCCGCCUGGCCCUCAGCGGCGCCUCGGACCACCUGUCCCACGACGCGGUGCUGGAGCUCUUCAGCAUGCUGCACGCUAACUUGUCCUCAAACAUCUCAAAGGUCCGCCUGCUGACUCUCAGGAUCUUCUCUCAGUUUCACGUCCAGCUUCCACCACAGCCUGAGGGUCCUGCCUGUCUGCGGUGCAGAAGGUCAUCGCUGAGACGGACUUGGCUGCCGUCCUUCCUCUGGGCCACCAGCACAGCCUGCUGAACACCAUCAACGUCGUGAUCCAAAACCUGGGACACCUGAUCCACGACUACCUGCCCAAAGUGCUGCAGACCCUGCUGUGCAUCACCGCCUCCGUGUCGGCCUCCUUGGAGCGCAGGGACCAGCUGCGACCCGGCUGCGUYAGUCCUCUGAAGAACCUGAGGAAGCUGGGUAUUCUGAGGAUUCUGGACUUCUUCAAAGACUUCGACUCGUACAGCUUCAGCUCAGACGAGAUGGAAGCCGUGUUCCUGGCCGUGGUCUGGCCUCAGGUGUGUCGCCUCCCCGUGGAGAGCCCCUACUCCCCCACCCCGCUGCUCAAGCUCCUCCACGUGUGGUGCAAAAACGCCAGGUACUUCCCCCUCCUCGCCAAGCAGAAACCGGACCACCCGGAGUGCGACGUCCUUCUGAACGUCUUCAACCUCCUGUCGGCCAAGAACGCCUCGCCGGCUACGAUCGCGGUGGUGAUGGACAUGACCGAGUCUCUGGCCACGGCGGAGGAUUUCAUCGCAUCGGAAACGGAGGCCGAGGUCGUCGUGAGCGGCUGUGUGUUCCCGCAGCCCGAAGAGACCACCGCCGCUUCAGAACCGCUGACUCAGGGCUCCAGGCUGCUGCUGCCUCACAUCUCCACCCUGCUCAGGUACUUCAGCGGAGUCGUGCGCAACACCAGCCGGCUGAGGAAGAAGAAGUUCAAGGYACAGGUGGCUAAAGAACUCAACAUCCUCUCCAAGGUGAGUCGAUUUGUCUGCGACCAGGAGCAGAGCUCGACGCUCAUCAGCUUGCUGCUUCCUUACCUCCUGAAAGGCAACAACCCUCAGGAGACAGAGAUGGACAUCCUGGCCACCGUACAGAACCUGCUGCGGCGCUGCGUUCAGCCCGCUGCCUUCCUGCGCCCGCUCAGUAAACUCUUCUCCGUCGUUCACAACAAGCUGCCCAGGAAGGCCCUCGUCGCCGUCUUUCAGACUCUGUCAGAUCUGGACCCUUCGCUCUCGUACAUCACCGACCUCUCAGCGAAGCUGAACGCCUUCGACAGCCGACACCUCGACGAGAUCUACUUCGACGUGCGCCUGACCGCCUUCCAAGAGGCCACCAGGCGGGUCCGAGACAUGCAGACUCUGGACCUGGAUUACAUCUACGCUCUGGUUUACAACUGCUUCCACACAUACGAGAUCGGCGACAUGUCGCUGGCAGACAACGCCACGCUGUGUUUGUCGGGGRUCAUCGCUCAGGCGGCUGCAGUCGGGGUGGGAGAGCAGAUCUACAAGGACGUGAUUCUUCAGACMAUCCUGGACGCCGUCCACAGAGGACUCCGCAGCAAGACAGAGAGCGUGCAGCAUGAAUACACCACCAUCCUCGCCUGCCUGGUGAAGAACUUCCCCACCAGGAAGGAGUUCAGAGACCUGGUUCAGCUCACCGACUACAAYGACCCCGAGUCCGACUUCUUCGAGCACAUGAAGCACAUCCAGAUCCACCGUCGAGGCCGCGCCCUCAGGAAGUUGGCCAAACAGCUGACGGAGGGCACGGUGAUGAUGUCGCCGCGUACCCUGCACAGCUACAUCAUGCCGUACGCCCUGACCGCCGUGAUGGACCUGAAGAUGCUGACGUAUGAGAACAUGACGUCAGCAGCGGUGGAGGUGGUGGGCGCAGUGUGUCGCAGGCUGACCUGGUCCAGGUACCUCUACUAUCUGAAACACUUCGUCCACAUCCUGCAGACGUCGCAGACUGAACAGAAGCUGGCCGUCAGUUUGCUCGUUUCUGUGUUGGAGGCUUUCCGCUUCGACCAUCAGACCCUCAGCAGAGAAAUGGAAGCUGCUAAAGCCAGAGAAGCCGGAGACGUCACGGCCGACACCGACGACAAAGUCAACGCUUCGGACGACAGCGACGAGGAGGAGGAGGCGAUGGAGAUGGACUGCGAGGCGGCUUCUGGUGACGUUCCCAUGGAAUCKGAUCCAGCCGGAGGCGAGGAGGAGGACGUGAAAGCGGCCCUGACUAAAUCCAAGUCGGAGGCUGCUCCUAAACCAGGCGCCGUGUGCAGCGGUUUGCCUCAGAGCAGGGAGGAGCUGGAGUCCCUGAUCCAAACCAUCCACCAGACUGUUAAUGACAGCGUGUUGCCCCGCCUCAACAAGUGCCUCACUGCCAAGGUGGCACGGGACGAGGAGCACAAGUCUGUGAAGUCGAAGGAGGUGAAGGACGAGGAGGUGGUCCGGAUACCCAUCGCCUUCGCCAUGGUCAAACUAAUGCAGACCCUGCCGCCGCACAUCAUGGAGGCCAACCUCCCCGGGAUCCUGAUCAAAGUCUGYGUUCUGCUGAGGAACCGCUUCCAGGAGAUCCGCGACGUGGCGAGAGGAACUCUGGUGAAGAUCAUCCAGACUCUGGGCUGCAGGUAUCUGCAGUAUCUGCUCAAAGAGAUGCAGGGGGUUCUGGUCAAAGGAUACCAGGUCCACGUGUUGACCUUCACAGUGUUCCAGCUGCUGUCAGCACUCAGCCCCACCCUGAGCAGUGGAGACUUGGACCCCUGCAUGAACAUGCUCAUCGAUAUCUUCAACAACGAGCUGUUCGGGGCAGUGGCUGAGGAAAAGGAGGUGAAGGGCAUCGUUUCCAAGCUGAUGGAGGCGCGGCACAGCAAGAGCAUGGACUCGUAYGAGCUGCUGGCCCGCUUCUGCAGCAAAGAGAGCGUCACCAAGCUCAUCCUGCCGCUGAAGGAGAUCCUGGAGAGCGCAUGCAAGCUGAAGGUGUGUAACCGGGUGACGGCGGUGCUGCGAAGGCUGAUCCUGGGUCUGCUCGACAACAGCGGCAUGACGUCACGCGACAUCCUGCUGCUGUGCCACGGCCUGGUGAGCGAGAGCCUGCCUCUGCUCUCCAAGAGCAGCCGAGAGAAGUUGUCAGCCGAACCUCCUCCUGAUCCCCGGCUGCCUCCUCCCAGCUGCCUCCUCCUGCCUCCGACUCCAAAGAGAGGAGGACAGAAAGCUCUCGUCAGCAGACGCACCAACAUGCACAUCCUGGUGGACGCUGGCCUCAAGCUGCUCCACCUGAGUYUGAAGAAAUCUAAAGUGAAUUCAUCAGAACCGGCUGCCCUGGAGAUGCUGGAUCCUUUCGUUCUGCUGCUGCUCGACUGCCUCGACUCCAUGCACRUCAAGGUGAUCACAGAGGCUCUGGUAGGGAUCACCUGGCUGCUGAAGUUCCCUCUGCCAGCGGUGGAACAGAAUGCYGAGCGCCUGACCAAGCAGCUCUUUGUCCUGCUGAAGGACUACUCAAAGGCUGGAGCCGCCCGCGGAGAGAACUAUCUGCUGGUCCAGAACUGCUUCAAGGCCAUGACUGUUCUGGUAAAAAACAUCAAAAGCAACAAGAUCUCAGAGACCCAGCUGCAGGUGCUGCUGGGAUACGCUGAGGAGGACAUCUACGACCAGUCGCGCCAGGCCACCGCCUUUGGUCUACUCAAGGCCAUCCUGUCCAGGAAGCUGGUUGUCCCAGAGAUGGAGGAGGUGUUGAAGAAAGUGGCCACGUUGGCAGUUACUGGGAGCAACGCKAUGAUCAGAAUUCACUGUCGACAGAUCUACGUGAAGUACCUGCUGGACUACCCACUGGGGAAGAAGCUGAACAAACACAUGGAUUUCGUGGCGGCGCAGCUGCAGUACGAACACGACACCGGCAGGGAGUCAGUGCUGGAAAUGUUGGCGUCCAUCUUCCAGAUGUUCCCUCAGAAGCUGCUGUUCAGGUACAGCAGCCUGUUCUUCGCCCCGCUGGCUCUCCUCGUGGUCAACGACGACUCGGCGCGCUGUAAGAAAAUGGCUGCCAUGGCCAUCAAAACGCUGCUCCCCCAGCUGGACCUGAACCACCAGAACACCUUGUUCUCCUUUGUCAGCACCUGGCUGAACUCAGAAAAGGUCGGCCUGCGGCGCCUCGGAGCUCAGGUGUGCGGGCUGUUCGUGGAGGUGGAGGAGGAGAAGUUUGCACAUCGCAUGGACGACCUGCUCCCGCUGCUGGAGAGAGAGAUCCACCCCGACAACUACGAAGAUAUCGAGGAGGAGCAGGAUGAGAGAGGAGCCGACCGGCUGCUCUUCAGCUACCUGACGCUCAUCUCCAAACUGAGCAAACACUGCCACCUGCUGGAGCUCUGCACGCCCCGCGACACACUCCUGAACAUCUGGGGUCACGUGGAAGCCCACCUGCGGCACCCUCACUGCUGGGUGUGGCUCACCGCCUCGCAGCUCUUUGGUCAGCUUUUCGCCGCUCAGCAGGCGGAGCAGCUGGUCGAUGUUUGGAGCGGAGGAGGAGGUGCUGCCUCCCAACCAGCAGCUACAGAUUUCAUCACCUGCAGCUUGGAUAAGAAGAUGAGGGAGUUGGCGUUGAGUUUUUGCCACCAGCUGCAGUCGAAGUUCUUAGACACGUCAUCAGGAGAACAGGUGAUCAAGAAUCUUCUUUAUGUCGGGAAGGUGAUUUACCUCCUGUCCCCCGAGUCUCGCCUCACUCCUGAGGAGGAGGUUCAAGAUGAAGAAGAGGGCAGCGAGAAUGAAAAUGAAGAGAAAGAAGAAGAGGAGGACAAAGAUAAGCCUCCGUCUCUUCUGUGGCUGAUGAAGAAGCUGUCUCUGAUGGCCAAGAGAGAAGCAGCUUACACUCCCAAAGUUCCCCUCAAGAGGACGUGYGUGUUUAAGUUCCUGGGAGCGACRGCAGUGGAUCUGGGGAAGGAGCGUCUCGGCCCGUACCUCACCACCAUGGUCGGCCCUCUGUACAGAGAGCUGGACAGCACGUACGCCGACCAAGACCCGACCCUGAAGAACCUGGCCCAGGAGCUGAUCGAGCUCCUGAARAAGCAGGUGGGUCUGGAGAGGUUCUCCCUGGCCUUCUCUGCGGUCCAGCGCGAGUUCUCACAGAGGCGGGCGGCGCGUAAACGACACCGAACCAUGCAGGCGGUGGUGAACCCGGACGUCGCGGCCAAGAAGAAAAUGAAGAAGCACAGGAAUAAAAUCGAAGCUAAGAAGAGGAAGAUCGAGUUCUUGCGACCUGGAUAUAAAGCCAAGAAGCACCGGAGCCACGCCCUGAAAGACCUGGCCAUGGUGCGGUGAACUCACGGACUCAAACAGAAAACAUUAAUGGAAGUUAAAAACUCUGACUGCAGCGGUUUUGUAACUAAAAAAAAAUAAACAAACAUCAGUUUA